CUGGAUAGGAUCUCAACCACAAGCAAUGAUGAUCGUAAGCAGCUGUGUUCGAUAGUACUCUAUGCAAAUUGCUUCAAUGCUUUAUUAUUUCCUGAUAAGACCCGUGUGCUUGCUUUACGAUAUAUCUCCUGGAGGGAAAUAGAGCUGUCAGAAUCAGUUCCAUUGUCCCAGGAGAAGGCUCUAUUAUCGGGCACUCCAUCAGUUUCAUUACAACUCUACAAUCAUACGGAGAGUUUGCAGUCGUCAAGACAACUCAAGUCGUUGUUAAGGAACCAUGAAGCCUGUCAUGAAUUGAAGAGCUCGCAUUCUAAUCGGAAUUUUUCAAUGAGCAGAGCAGUAGCAGGUAAGAUCGAGUGUUAA
This is a messenger RNA of Auanema sp. JU1783, 360 nucleotides long. NCBI's taxonomy places the organism in Eukaryota, Metazoa, Nematoda, Chromadorea, Rhabditida, Rhabditidae. The record is from the annotation of a GenBank genome assembly.